Molecule: messenger RNA, 270 nt
Organism: Cooperia oncophora
Lineage: Eukaryota; Metazoa; Nematoda; Chromadorea; Rhabditida; Trichostrongylidae
Source: the annotation of a GenBank genome assembly
AUGGUUUCCUCAACAGAACUUUCGCCCAAGGACAAGGCUAAAAAAUUGGCUGCGUUUGAAUGUGCAGAAAAGAACAUAUCAAGCGGCUGCCGAUUAGGUGUUGGUUCCGGAUCAACUGUCAAGUAUUUGGUUGAAUAUUUGGAAAAUGCUGUGAAGUCGGGAAAAUUACAAAACAUUACCUGCGUUCCCACCAGCUAUCAGGCAAGUUUUCCAAUAAAAUUUGUGAUGUUGAUGUUUUUUUUUUCGAUGAGGACUUAUGAAGACUUAUGA